Colletotrichum aenigma is the source of this 696-nucleotide messenger RNA. RefSeq lists its product as uncharacterized. The record is from RefSeq and is a predicted model, not a curated record. NCBI's taxonomy places the organism in Eukaryota, Fungi, Ascomycota, Sordariomycetes, Glomerellales, Glomerellaceae. Bases 1 to 696 code for a protein of 231 amino acids. The transcript has 3 exons.
AUGAUCACUCCGAGCAUCGUCACUGUCUUGUGGGCUACUGCCCUUAUUGGGGGCGUCGCCUCCGUACCCUUAGAGCCUCGCCAAGGAGGCUGCUGUGCGUCGACUUCGGGAGGGAAAUCGGCGUCGACGCCGGGGGGGAAUUCGGCAUCAACGUCGCAGGCAGGUCGCGUCACAAUCGGCUACAGGACUGUUCAUCCAGACCAAGCAAGGGCGUACAACAGGGAGCAUAGACUUGUGUAUAACCCCGGGUUAACACGUGGAGCUGCGCAAAUCGGAAAGGGCGUUUACCUCACAUCUGGUCCCGGGCAGUGGGUUGGGAACCCCGGUGAUUGGCAUUGUCAUGUAACCGCUAAUAAGAAGGCCGUCGAGAACGUUCUUAAAGCCUGGAUCCCGGAAAACACCUGGUGGAAUAUCAAUAAGCAGUAUGAGUGGGCGGCCAAGCAAACCGUUAACAAGGUGAAGGUUGACGACGAGGCGUUUCAUCGCGCCCUUCGAAUGUCAAAGAUUGACAAAACCAACGAUCCCGGGGUCAAAUUUGCGAAGGGGGCUAAGCAGUUGCUCAUCCCGUCAGACCUCGUCAACGACAGGGACCUAGAUAUCCAGGUCGAUUGCAAAAAGGAAUGGAAGCGGCUCCCCGAUAACGUGGUCGUCGACUACAGAAGCUGGAAGAAAAAUGUUAUCGGAAAACCACAGUAA